AUGAGCGAGCAGCGCCCUCCUGGUGACAAUGACGGCAGUAGGACCGCGCAGCGCCGUCGCCGGGCAGCCUGGCGUUUCAGGCGCCGCCAAAAUGCGAUCCAAGCCGCCACCGAGCACGACGCCCGCGUCACCGCAUUGAUAGCGCGCGCAGUCCAACAGCAGGUCGACCAAGAGGGUUUUCUUCCCUCCGCUGAGCGUGAUGCUCGUGUCGCCACACUUACUGUGGGCGUAGUCCAUGCGCGAUUGGCUACGCUGGCUUUCCCGCGGGACGAGCGGGUUCAGCCCCGUAAGGGCAUGCGACAACGCCGCGGUGCCCCUCGGGCCUGA
Molecule: messenger RNA, 327 nt
Organism: Penicillium concentricum
Lineage: Eukaryota; Fungi; Ascomycota; Eurotiomycetes; Eurotiales; Aspergillaceae
Exons: 4
Coding region: 1-327 (108 amino acids)
Source: RefSeq, a predicted model, not a curated record